UGCUGGAGUCGGCAGGACUGGCUGUUUCAUUGUGAUAGAUGCCAUGUUAGAGAGAAUAAAGCAUGAAAAGACUGUAGAUAUUUAUGGCCACGUAACUCUAAUGAGAGCUCAGAGGAAUUACAUGGUUCAAACAGAGGACCAAUACAUCUUUAUCCAUGAUGCACUGCUGGAAGCAGUGACAUGUGGAAAUACCGAAGUGCCAGCCAGAAACCUGUAUGCAUAUAUUCAGAAGCUGACACAGAUAGAAACAGGAGAGAAUGUCACAGGAAUGGAACUGGAAUUUAAGCGUCUUGCUAGUUCUAAGGCUCACACUUCAAGAUUCAUCAGUGCCAAUCUUCCUUGUAAUAAAUUCAAGAAUCGCCUUGUCAAUAUUAUGCCAUAUGAGUCUACAAGAGUAUGCUUGCAGCCGAUCCGAGGAGUGGAAGGGUCUGAUUAUAUUAAUGCCAGUUUUGUCGAUGGAUACAGACAACAAAAAGCUUACAUAGCUACACAGGGUCCUUUGGCAGAAACAACUGAAGAUUUCUGGAGGAUGCUGUGGGAACAUAAUUCUACGAUUGUGGUCAUGCUUACUAAGUUACGAGAAAUGGGCAGAGAAAAAUGCCAUCAGUAUUGGCCUGCAGAGCGUUCAGCCAGAUAUCAGUAUUUUGUGGUAGAUCCAAUGGCAGAGUACAACAUGCCACAGUAUAUUCUAAGGGAAUUCAAAGUUACAGAUGCAAGGGAUGGCCAGUCCCGAACAGUGAGGCAGUUCCAGUUCACCGACUGGCCAGAACAAGGAGUGCCAAAGUCUGGAGAAGGAUUUAUUGACUUCAUAGGCCAAGUGCAUAAAACAAAAGAGCAGUUUGGUCAGGAUGGACCAAUCUCUGUUCACUGCAGUGCGGGUGUUGGAAGGACUGGAGUAUUCAUAACUCUGAGUAUUGUGUUGGAAAGAAUGAGAUACGAAGGUGUUGUAGAUAUCUUCCAGACUGUCAAAAUGUUAAGGACACAGCGGCCAGCCAUGGUACAGACAGAGGAUCAGUAUCAAUUCUGCUAUCGAGCCGCACUGGAAUAUCUGGGCAGCUUCGAUCACUAUGCAACAUAAAAACCCAUCCUGGAUUUUUAUUGCAGGCCCUUCAAGAUCCAGAGAGCCGCUUCUGAGCCAUACAAUGUGCUUUAGAAGUACUUCUUAGCUCUUAGCUAUGGAGCAAUUAUUGGGGAUAUAUAAAAUAAAUUAAAAAAAAAAAAAAAAUGGGGAUAUUUAAAAACAAAACAGACCCAACAAUUCCAUGUGGACCAAGAAUUCACAGUUUAAUAACCUAACCAUAAUAAAAGAAUCCUGACCACUGAGGCGUCUGAAGGAUCUCAUUUACAGAUACCUCAAGGGUUCAACAUUAUUUGAAGUCAAAGGGAAGAGGAAAUAGUUGGAAAGAGCAACCAUCUUGUUUAGGCCUGCAUGCCUUUUGCAAAGAGGAAUUCUGAGAACUGCAAUUCAGCACAAGAUAUUUGUCGAAAGGUCAGGACCUGGCUUCAAGACAAAGCAGACUCUUUACUUCAACAGUACCCCUUCCCAUCGUAUUGCUCAUGAUAACACUUUAGAGAAAAUGUGAGAAUGUUUAAAAAGAAAGUCCUUGAUUUAGUUUUUUAGUAUUGUAAAGAUACUGCUGACCUGUGCUUCAUUUUUAACUGUGUAAACUUUUUCCUUUUUUUAACAAGAGUUUAUCAUUCAAUGAAGUGAAUUAAAGAAAAGGUUGCAUAACUGUUAAUUUUUUUUUGUUUAAAAACUGUAAUUUUUUUUUAAUCUGUAGAACUCUUAUCUGUAAUAUUGUGC
This is a messenger RNA of Phasianus colchicus (ring-necked pheasant), 1804 nucleotides long. The record is from RefSeq and is a predicted model, not a curated record. NCBI's taxonomy places the organism in Eukaryota, Metazoa, Chordata, Aves, Galliformes, Phasianidae.